This is a messenger RNA of Sphaeroforma arctica JP610, 747 nucleotides long. RefSeq lists its product as hypothetical. The record is from RefSeq and is a predicted model, not a curated record. The transcript has 2 exons. NCBI's taxonomy places the organism in Eukaryota, Ichthyosporea, Ichthyophonida. The coding region runs from base 1 to 747 and encodes 248 amino acids.
AUGCUGUUUGAAAUCCCAGACAUGACUGACCCCGAUUUGCCCCAAUAUUCGACCAACAUGUAUCACGCCAAGGCCAACCCGUGUCCGGGCAUAACCUGUAAUCACUUCAAUUCCUCAGACUCGGAUGACCCAAUUGUAUCAAGUCACACCAACAACGGUCCCCAAGGCACUAGAAUCACGGAAUACGAGUCCAGCACUGCGUGUGACAACGGCGACACGGAUCGUGAUCACUGUUGCAGGAAGACCAUCACGCGCAGAAAUGUGUACACAAACUAUUUUGAAAACACCACGCCAAAAUUCUGGACCGAAACAACCUACUAUCGGCGCACAUGUGGUGGCUAUAUUUUAGUGAAAUCUAGCGAUAGCAACCACGUGGACACCACAGUCAAGCCAUGCGCUGUGACCGACGAGAAUCACUGUCACGAAACGCUGUCCUCUUCUCGGAAAGACAGCACCACCGUCAAGACUGUAUGCAACAGUUCUAUUUGCACAGAUACCACGACACGCACAACGCCGCUUGAUAGUCACGGGAAUCUGAACCAGGGGUUGACCCCCACAGAAGUCCAGCAGGUAUGCAAUAUCAUGUAUGAGGGUCACCCAGCCAUUAUGACCGACACGAGAACCACCACGAGUGACAACAGCACUCUGGCCCGAAAUGUGGUAGCUACGAUUAAUUGUUUGCACACGGGAUAUUCACCAGUUACGCACUUUCAUAUCGGUGUCGAGGGUAACACCAGCUCCGAAUGA